Molecule: messenger RNA, 2693 nt
Organism: Rhododendron vialii
Lineage: Eukaryota; Viridiplantae; Streptophyta; Magnoliopsida; Ericales; Ericaceae
Product: cysteine-rich receptor-like protein kinase 19
Exons: 7
Coding region: 170-2503 (777 amino acids)
Biological process (GO): protein phosphorylation; carbohydrate metabolic process
Molecular function (GO): protein kinase activity; chitin binding; ATP binding
Source: RefSeq, a predicted model, not a curated record
ACAUCCGCUACUGCAACUUGUUUUUUCUGUUCUCCUGAAAUGGCCAUUUUAAAUCAUCCGGUAAACUUGCUCUAAGAAGCAUUAAUGCUCAUGCUGCAGCUUCUGCUACAGUAUUUGGUUUUCUCGAAUUUAAACCCACAUGACAUCAAUUGCUUGCUAAUUAGCCACAAUGUUAAGCUACCCCUCUUCCAUGGCCAUGGAACUGACUAUACCCACCCUUUUCCUCCUCUUUCUUUCCUCCAAAUUCCCAUGUUCAACUGCUCAAACAUGGAUCAAAUCCGGUUACUGGUUCUCCGGCAGCAAAUUCCCCGUAACCGACAUAAACUCAACCCUCUUCACUCACCUCAUAUGCGGUAUGGCAGGCCUAAACCCUUCCACGUACCAACUUUCCAUUUCUUCAUCAGAUGCCCAGUCCUUCUCCAUCUUCACCCCCACUGUCAGGCAAAAGAAUUCAACGGUCACAACGCUCUUAGCGAUCGGUGUAAGAUCGGCGAAGUCUUCGACUUUCUCCUCGAUGGUUAGCCAAUCCGAGUUCAGGAAGUCCUUCAUUGAGUCCUCCAUAAGAACAGCUCGAUUAUAUUGGUUUGAUGGGCUGGACUUUCACUGGGAUUCAGUCAAUACUAGCUCUGAAAUGGCAAACAUGGCCAUCCUAUUCGAUGAGUGGCGACUAGCGAUCGAAUCAGAGUCAGGAAACUCAAGUGGUUCUCAACUCAUCUUGACAAUGGGUGUCCCGUUCUCCCCAUACCUUGACAGUGCAAGUUUUCCAAUUGCAUCUAUAAAGAAGAACUUGAACUGGGUACAUCUGAUGGCAUUUGACUACUACACGCCUACUUCGUGGAAUUACACGGCUGCCUUUGCAGCAUUGCAUGAUCCAGGAAGUGAACGGAAUACAGAAUAUGGAAUCAAUGCUUGGAUUGCCGGCGGGUUAUCGACUAACAAGCUUGUUUUGGGGCUGCCUUUCUACGGCUAUGCUUGGACGCUCGUGAACCCGAAUGACAGUGCAGUCGGUGCACCGGCAAAGGGGACCGCGAUUACCCGUGAUGGUUGGAUGAGCUACAAGGAUCUUAAGGCGUAUAUGCAGAGAUCCGGAGCUGUUUCGGAGUAUAAUGCAGCCUAUUUUGUGAAUUACUGCGUCAUCGGAUCGAGUUGGAUUGCUUAUGAUGAUGUUGAGGUCGUGAAAAAAAAGGUAGCUUAUGCGAAAGAGAGGAAUUUGCUAGGUUAUUUUGUGUGGCAAGUCGAAGAUGAUGAUAAAAAUUGGGUGCUUACUCAGGCAGCACAAGAAGAUGAGAAAAAUCCCGUCAUAGUACAAGAAGAUGAGAAAAAUCCUGGGAACAAGAGACACUUCUUGUUAAUCUUGCUUCCAACCGCAGCUACAGUUACCCUUGUACUAGUUUAUUUGACAUGGUACAAAGGACGGAUGGGCGAACGAAAAGAAUUGCAAUCUUUAUUCAAAACUACUAUGGUAUCUGCUGGAAACGCAAAUGCUCCUAAUUUGCUAGUAUUUAGACUCAUUGACCUUGUAGAAGCUACCAAUAAUUUUUCGUUUGAAAAUAAGCUUGGAGAGGGUGGAUACGGACCUGUUUACAAGGGUGUAUUACAUAAUGGACAAGAAAUAGCAAUAAAGAAACUUUCAAGGACUUCUACACAAGGAUUUGAAGAGUUCAAGAAUGAGGUGAUGCUUACUGCUAAACUGCAGCAUGUAAAUCUUGUAAGAGUUCUUGGAUUUUGCACCGAAAAAGAAGAACAGAUGUUGAUCUACGAAUACAUGCCGAACAAAAGCCUGGAUCAUUUUCUCUAUGAUCCAACCAGGGGACUACUUUUAGAUUGGGAAAAACGAGUUCAAAUUAUUGAAGGGGUUACUCAGGGGCUCUUGUACCUCCAAGAGUACUCAAGAUUGACAAUAAUUCACCGGGAUUUGAAAGCGAGCAACAUUUUGUUAGACAACGAGAUGAAACCCAAGAUUGCGGAUUUUGGCAUGGCUAGAAUUUUCCAGAAAGAUGAAUUCGAAGCUAACACUAGCCGAAUUGUUGGAACGUAUGGUUAUGUACCUCCUGAAUAUGUAAAACGUGGCAUAUACUCCACCAAAUCAGAUAUUUAUAGCUUCGGAGUUCUUCUUUUACAAAUCAUUAGCGGAAAACGGAAUAAUUGUUUACAUGGCCUUCAUGAAGACUUGAAACUCCUAGACUAUGCAUAUGAUUUGUGGAAGUGUGGGAAAGGCUUGGAGUUCAUGGAUCCAUCGCUCGACGAUACAGAUUCAUCCUGUAAAUUAGUGAGAUGCAUGCAAAUAGCUUUGCUAUGUGUCCAAGAAAAUCCAGCUGAUAGACCCUCCAUGUUGGAACUCUCGGUGAUGCUGAAAAAUGAAACUGCCGCCAUGAACAUCCCCAAAAGACCUGCUUUUUCUACAAGAAGAGAUGAAGAUGAAGUUCAAAUUCAAGAGUCUACAUCUCAACAAGAAAUUUGGUCUGUUGGUGAUGUAUCCAUUACCCAAAUGGUAGCCCGAUGAAGGUUAAUUCUCAAUUUUUUCAUGACUAGAGUUUAGCCCCAUAACAAUUCAUUUUUUUGUCAGGAUUUUGCUUUUGCUGUCACAUCUUUCUUAAGUUUGGGCAAAUAUGAUUAUUCCCAUCCCUCUGUGUAUAUUGCUAGAAAUAAUACAACUUGUCUUGCUUCAAUUUCCUAGUAGGUGAAUCGGCUCU